AUGGUUAAAUCCUCUAAACCUGCAACAUUUAGAUCUGCUGUAGAUCUAGCCUUAUCUCUCACUGAGGAUGAGAAACGGGUGAGAACGGCCAAGACCGAGGGCGAUCACAAGUGGAAGCAUGAUGCCACUCCUACUAGGUAUUCUAAGAAGGGUAAGACUGAUUCGAGCUAUUACCAGUCCAAGCCAACUGAGGCAAAGCCCGAGUAUAAAACCUGCGAGAAAAGACAUUUUGGAAAAUGUCAACAUAAUCAACCCAAAGGUUGUGGUAUCUGUAAGCAGAUGGACCAUAAAUCCCAUGAGUGUAAAGAUCUAAGAAACGCCACCUAUUAUGGGUGUGGCGAGAAAGGGCAUAUCAAGACCCACUGCCCGAAGUGGGUAACUGACGCCAAGAACAAGGCCACUGAAGCUAAGAAAGGCAAUGCUAGAGCCUUUCAGCUGACUACAAAGGAAGCAGUUAACGAUGCAAAUGUCAUUACGGGUACGUUUCUCGUAAAUGAUAUAUUUGCUAGAGUCUUAUUUGAUUCUAGAGCUGAUAAGAGCUUCGUUGACCAUAAAUUUAGCAAACUUCUAAACCUGCCCAUAAGAACCUUAAAUGUUACUUAUGAGGUCGAAAUGGCCGAUGGUAGUAUCGAAGUAGCUUCCACGAUUCUUGAUGGAUGUGCUAUAUCCAUCAAGAACCAACCUGUCCCUGUUAACCGCUUACCUAUGAAUCUUGCAGGAUUCGAUAUAAUUUUAGGCAUGGAUUGGUUAGCUCAUAACCAAGCCCGCAUUGCUUGCGAUAAGAAACUUAACGAAAUUAAAUCUCCAUCCGGUGAUAUACUCACUAUUCUUGGAGAUCAACACUAUGGAUUGCACAAGGGAGUGUCUCUGCUUAAAGCAUCCAAGUGUUUGAAAAAAGGAUGUGCCAUUUACAUGGCACAUGUGACUAUUGGCGAACCGAAGCCGGAGAUUGAAGACAUUCCAAUCAUCUCGGAGUACCCAGAUGUUUUCCUUGAAGAUUUACCCGGUCUGCCCCCGAAUAGGCAAGUCGAAUUUAGAAUCGACAUCCUGACUAGAUCGGCUCCCAUGUCCAGAGCACCGUAUGUCCGUACCGUCUGGCACCCACUGAGAUGA
Helianthus annuus (common sunflower) is the source of this 1113-nucleotide messenger RNA. RefSeq lists its product as uncharacterized. The transcript has a single exon. The record is from RefSeq and is a predicted model, not a curated record. Gene Ontology annotation, molecular function: zinc ion binding; nucleic acid binding. Bases 1 to 1113 code for a protein of 370 amino acids. NCBI's taxonomy places the organism in Eukaryota, Viridiplantae, Streptophyta, Magnoliopsida, Asterales, Asteraceae.